GGGCCGCGGGACCCCUCCUUCCCGCCCUCCCUCUCUCUCUCUCCCAGCCGCGAUCUGGCCCCCGCAGCCCUGAGCCGGGAUCGGGUUGCUAACGCCGGCAGGAGGCGAGGAGGGCGCAGCUAGAGCAGAGCCUAAGGGGGUAGAAAGUGGUUGGAGGAUAGGGCGGAAGAUACCAGGGAGCAGAGGGUCCAUCAGUGCGGGCUGAGGGAGGGUCCCUCCAAGGAGGGAAGGAAGGGGAGAAAGGAAAAGGGAGAGGGGGUGAUACUGACCCGGGGCAGGGUAGGAGACCCGGCAAGGACAGGGUGUGAAACUGACCGGGGCCACCUGGCUGAACCAAGUAGGGCCACCUGACGGGGUUGACUGAGGGACGGUCAACUACAUUGCAGGCGGCCGCGGGGGAAACAGGUGAAUCCGGCCACUCACACCUCCGCGCCCCCAAUAUACACCCAUCCUCCCCACCGAGUCGACUGUAGCCAUGGACCCGGGCCCCGGCGGCCGCGGUGUCCCCUGUGUCCAGCGUCUGCCCCUCUGCACCUUGGCGCUGGCCCUGGUCGCUGUCGGCUGUAAUGUAGCCUCCGCCUUCAACCUGGACACCCGGUUCCUAGUGGUGAAGGAGGCCUCGAACCCUGGGAGCCUCUUCGGCUACUCGGUCGCCCUCCAUCGGCAGACUGAGCAGCAGCGGCGCUACCUACUCCUUGCUGGUGCUCCCCAGGAUCUUGCUUUACAUGACAGCCAAACCAACCGGACAGGUGCAGUGUACCUGUGCCCCCUCAGUGACCGAACAGAUGACUGCGAACGGAUGAACAUAGUGGAAAAAAGUGAUCCCAGGCAGCACAUUAUUGAGAACAUGUGGCUUGGGGUGACGGUGGCCAGCCAGGGACCUGCUGGCAGAGUGUUGGUCUGUGCCCAUCGCUACACCAAGGUGCUGUGGUCAGGAUCAGAGGACCAGCGGCGGAUGGUGGGCAAGUGUUACGUGCGGGGCAAUGAUCUACAGCUCGACCCCAGAGAUGACUGGCAGACGUACCACAAUGAGAUGUGCAACAGCAACACAGACUAUCUGGGCACAGGCAUGUGCCAGAUGGGUACCAGCGGGGGCUUUACCCACAACACUGUGUACUUUGGGGCACCUGGUGCCUACAACUGGAAAGGUACCACCUACAUGAUCCAGCGAAAAGACUGGGAUUUUUCAGAGCACAGUUUUACAGACAAAGAGGAUGUAGGACAUCUCUACAUAGGGUACACAGUACAGGUGGGGAAUGGGGUCUUGCACCCUGAGAGUCUCACCAUUGUAGCUGGUGCUCCCCGGGACCGCCAUUCAGGCUCUGUCUUCCUCAUGAACCUGGAGGCAGGUGGGGAAAUGCAGCUGAAACAAGUGUUAGAGGGGAAACAGGUGGGCGCCUACUUCGGCAGUGCCAUCGCUCUAGCAGACCUUAACAAUGAUGGGUGGCAGGAUAUCCUGGUGGGUGCCCCCUACUACUUUGAACGGAAGGAAGAGAUUGGUGGUGCCAUCUACAUUUUCAUGAAUCAAGGAGGCAUCUUCCCCACUAGCCCUUCUCAACACCUCUAUGGCCCAAGUGGCUCAACUUUUGGCUUCUCUGUGGCCAGCCUUGGGGACAUCAACCAGGACGGCUUCCAGGAUGUUGCAGUGGGUGCUCCAUUUGAGGGUUCUGGCAAAGUCUACAUCUACCACAGCAGUGCCUCAGGCCUCAAGGACCAACCUCAACAGGUGAUUCAUGGGGAUAAGCUUGGCACCCAUGGCCUGGCCACCUUUGGCUACUCGCUGAGUGGGCGGCUCGACGUGGAUGAGAACUCGUACCCCGACCUGCUGGUGGGGAGCCUGGCUGACCGCAUCGUGCUGUUGCGAGCCCGUCCAGUUAUCAACAUUCUCAACAAGACUCUGGCAGUGAGGCCGACCAUGCUGGAUCCUGCCCGCUGUACUUCCACCUCGUGCAUUCAGGUCGAGGUAUGCUUCGCCUACAACCAAAGUGCAGGGAAUCCAAACUACAGACGAAACAUCACCCUGGCAUAUACCCUGGAGGCAGAUCGAGAUAGACGCCCACCCCGAGUCCGGUUUGCUAAGAGUCUUUCUUCUACCUACCAUGGACUGUUUUCCAUGCCUGAAACACACUGCCAAACCCUUGAUCUGCUUCUGGUGGACAAUAUUCGGGACAAGCUCCGCCCCAUCUCCAUCUUCAUGAACUACUCUUUACCAGAAAAGCUUCCUAAGCACCCACGCCUUGGACUCCAUUCCCUGGAUGCCUUUCCUAUCCUUAAUGAGGCCCAGCCCAGAGAGAACCAAACAGAGAUUCAGUUCCAGAAGGAAUGUGGUACUGACAAUAAGUGUGAUAGUAACUUACAGCUUCAGGCUGCUUUCUUGUCUGAACAGCUACAGCCCAUCAAUAGACUUCAGUACAGUAAGGAGGUCCGAAAGCUGUUCCUGAACAUCAAUGUAACCAACAUGCCCAGCAGGGACCGAGCUGGAGAAGAUGCUCAUGAGGCUUUGCUCACCUUAGUUUUGCCUCCAGCCUUACUUUUCUCCUCUGUCCGCCCUGCUGGAGCUUGCCAGGCUAAUGAGACCAUCCUAUGUGAGCUGGGAAACCCUUUUAAAAGGAACCAGAAGAUGGAGCUGUUUAUUGCCUUUGAGGUCAUUGGUAUCACCCUACAGACUCGGGAUAUUGAGGCUCAGAUGCAGCUUUCCACGUCUAGUCACCAGGAUAACCUAAAGCCUGUGACUUUGAUGCUGCAGGUGGAUUAUACACUCCAGGCCUCUCUUGGCAUGGUGAAUCACCGACUACAGAGUUACUUUGGAGGAACAGUGAUGGGAGAGUCAGGCAUGAAAAAUGUCACUGAUGUGGGGAGCCCUAUCACCUUGGAAUUCCAGGUGGGCCCAGUGGAUGAGGGACUGACAUCUUUGGGAACUCUGGUCUUAGGGCUGGAAUGGCCCUAUGAAGUUAGUAAUGGCAAGUGGCUUCUGUAUCCCACCGAGAUUAUCAUCCAGGGCAAUGGAACCUGGCAUUGCCAGCCACCUGGGGACCUCAUCAAUCCUCUCAACCUCACAAUUUCUAAGGAUGAAGCCUCUUCCCAGAGACGCCGGCGAAGGGAGCUGGAUCCUGGAGAAUCACAGGCACCUCCUCCUAUCACCCUGGCCACUUCCAGGAAGGCAGAGUCAGAGACUGUGUUGUCAUGUGCCAAUGGUCGAGCUCGCUGUGUGUGGCUGGAGUGCCCGAUUCCUGAUGUCUCAGUGCCCUCCACCAUGACAGUGCAGGCACGAGUGUGGAAUAGCACCUUCAUCGAGGAUUACAGUGAUUUUGACAGAGUCAGGGUGGAUGGCUGGGCUACCCUUUUCCUCCAAACCAACAUCCUGACUAUCAAUAUGGAGAAUAAGACAACAUGGUUUUCUGUGGACAUUGACUCAGAACUGACAGAGGAGAUUCCUACAGAGAUUGAGCUCUGGCUGGUCCUGGUGUCUGUGGGAGCUGGGCUGUUACUGUUGGGGCUCAUCAUCCUUUUGCUUUGGAAGUGUGGCUUCUUCAAACGAGCUAGCACUCGAGCCCUGUAUGAAGCCAAAGGGCAAAAGGCGGAGAUGAAGAGCCAGCCUUCUGAGACGGAGAGGCUGACCGAUGACUACUGAGGGGAGACCCAUGCCUCCCCACCCCACACACACCCCGGUGUGACUUCUUCAAACGGACCCAUUAUUACCGGAUCAUGCCAAAGUACCAUGCUGUGCGGAUACGGGAGGAGGAGAGGUACCCACCCCC
Messenger RNA from Sarcophilus harrisii (Tasmanian devil), 3758 nucleotides. It is a transcript of the gene ITGA3, whose product is annotated as integrin subunit alpha 3. Gene Ontology annotation, molecular function: integrin binding. NCBI's taxonomy places the organism in Eukaryota, Metazoa, Chordata, Mammalia, Dasyuromorphia, Dasyuridae. Bases 476 to 3631 code for a protein of 1051 amino acids. The transcript is spliced from 26 exons. The record is from RefSeq and is a predicted model, not a curated record. Gene Ontology annotation, cellular component: integrin complex; external side of plasma membrane. Gene Ontology annotation, biological process: cell-matrix adhesion; cell adhesion mediated by integrin; leukocyte migration.